This is a messenger RNA of Nomascus leucogenys (northern white-cheeked gibbon), 3403 nucleotides long. RefSeq names its product semaphorin 7A (JohnMiltonHagen blood group) (gene SEMA7A). Gene Ontology annotation, molecular function: chemorepellent activity; integrin binding; semaphorin receptor binding. The record is from RefSeq and is a predicted model, not a curated record. Gene Ontology annotation, biological process: negative regulation of axon extension involved in axon guidance; positive regulation of axon extension; positive regulation of macrophage cytokine production. Lineage: Eukaryota; Metazoa; Chordata; Mammalia; Primates; Hylobatidae. Gene Ontology annotation, cellular component: external side of plasma membrane.
CGGUUGGGUCUGCCUGCGGCCGGGCGCUGGCUCAGUCUCGGCUGAUUGCCGCUGUCGCUCCCGGGGCCACGGGAUGACGCCUCCUCCGCCCGGACGUGCCGCCCCCAGCGCACCGCGCGCCCGCGUCCCUGGCCCGCCGGCUUGGUCGGGGCUCCCGCUGCGGCUGCUGCUGCUGCUCUGGGCGGCCGCCGCCUCCGCCCAAGGCCACCUAAGGAGCGGACCCCGCAUCUUCGCCGUCUGGAAAGGCCAUGUAGGGCAGGACCGGGUGGACUUUGGCCAGACUGAGCCACACACGGUGCUUUUCCACGAGCCAGGCAGCUCCUCCUUGUGGGUGGGAGGACGCGGCAAGGUCUACCUCUUUGACUUCCCCGAGGGCAAGAACGCAUCUGUGCGCACGGUGAACAUCGGCUCCACAAAGGGGUCCUGUCUGGAUAAGCGGGACUGCGAGAACUACAUCACUCUCCUGGAGAGGCGGAGUGAGGGGCUGCUGGCCUGUGGCACCAACGCCCGGCACCCCAGCUGCUGGAACCUGGUGAAUGGCACUGUGGUGCCGCUUGGCGAGAUGAGAGGCUAUGCCCCCUUCAGCCCGGAUGAGAACUCCCUGGUUCUGUUUGAAGGGGACGAGGUGUAUUCUACCAUCCGGAAGCAGGAAUACAAUGGGAAGAUCCCUCGGUUCCGCCGCAUCCGGGGUGAGAGUGAGCUGUACACCAGUGAUACUGUCAUGCAGAACCCACAGUUCAUCAAAGCCACCAUCGUGCACCAAGACCAGGCUUACGAUGACAAGAUCUACUACUUCUUCCGAGAGGACAAUCCUGACAAGAAUCCCGAGGCUCCUCUCAAUGUGUCCCGAGUGGCCCAGCUGUGCAGGGGGGACCAGGGUGGGGAAAGUUCACUGUCAGUGUCCAAGUGGAACACUUUUCUGAAAGCCAUGCUGGUAUGCAGUGACGCUGCCACCAACAAGAACUUCAACAGGCUGCAAGACGUCUUCCUGCUCCCUGACCCCAGCGGCCAGUGGAGGGACACCAGGGUCUAUGGUGUUUUCUCCAACCCCUGGAACUACUCAGCUGUCUGCGUGUAUUCCCUCGGUGACAUUGACAAGGUCUUCCGCACCUCCUCACUCAAGGGCUACCACUCAAGCCUUCCCAACCCGCGGCCUGGCAAGUGCCUCCCAGACCAGCAGCCGAUACCCACAGAGACCUUCCAGGUGGCUGACCGUCACCCAGAGGUGGCGCAGAGGGUGGAGCCCAUGGGGCCUCUGAAGACGCCAUUGUUCCACUCUAAAUACCACUACCAGAAAGUGGUCGUCCACCGCAUGCAAGCCAGCCACGGGGAGACCUUUCAUGUGCUUUACCUAACUACAGACAGGGGCACUAUUCACAAGGUGGUGGAGCCGGGGGAGCAGGAGCACAGCUUCGUCUUCAACAUCAUGGAGAUCCAGCCCUUCCGCCGCGCGGCUGCCAUCCAAACCAUGUCGCUGGAUGCUGAGCGGAGGAAGCUGUAUGUGGGCUCCCAGUGGGAGGUGAGCCAGGUGCCCCUAGACCUGUGUGAGGUCUAUGGCGGGGGCUGCCACGGUUGCCUCAUGUCCCGAGACCCCUACUGCGGCUGGGACCAGGGCCGCUGCGUCUCCAUCUACAGCUCUGAACGGUCAGUGCUGCAAUCCAUUAAUCCAGCCGAGCCACACAAGGAGUGUCCCAACCCCAAACCAGACAAGGCCCCACUGCAGAAGGUUUCCCUGGCCCCGAACUCUCGAUACUACCUGAGCUGCCCUAUGGAAUCCCGCCACGCCACCUACUCAUGGCGCCACAAGGAGAACGUGGAGCAGAGCUGCGAACCUGGUCACCAGAGCCCCAACUGCAUCCUGUUCAUUGAGAACCUCACGGCGCAGCAGUACGGCCACUACUUCUGCGAGGCCCAGGAGGGCUCCUACUUCCGCGAGGCUCAGCACUGGCAGCUGCUGCCCGAGGACGGCAUCAUGGCUGAGCACCUGCUGGGCCAUGCCUGUGUCCUGGCCGCCUCCCUCUGGCUGGGGGUCCUGCCCACACUCACUCUUGGCUUGCUGGUCCACUAGGGUCCCCCGAGGCUGGGUAUGCCUCAGGCUUCUGCAGCCCAGGGCACUAGAACGUCUCACACUCAGAGCCGGCUGGCCCGGGAGCUCCUUGCCUGCCGCUUCUUCCAGGGGACAGACUAACCCAGUGGAGGAUGCCAGGCCUGGAGACGUCCAGCCGCAGGCGGCUGCUGGGCCCCAGGUGGCGCACGGACGGUGAGGGGCUGAGAAUGAGGGCACCGACUGUGAAGCUGGGGCAUCGAUGACCCAAGACAUUAUCUUCUGGAAAAUAUUUUUCAGACUCCUCGAACUUGACUAAAUGCAGUGAUGCUCCCGCUCCAAGAGCCCAUGGGUCGGGGAGUGGGUGUGGAUAGGAGAGCUGGGACCCCAUCUCUGGACCCUGGGGCUGAGGCCUGAGUCCUUCUGGACUCUUGGUACCCACAUUGCCUCCUUCCCCUCCCUCUCUCAUGGCUGGAUGGCUGGUGUUCCUGAAGACCCAGGGCUACCCUCUGUCCAGCCCUGUCCUCUGCAGCUCCCUCUCUGGUCCUGGGUCCCACAGGACAGCCGCCUUGCAUGUUUAUUGAAGGAUGUUUGCUUUCCGGACGGAAGGACGGAAAAAGCUCUAUUUUUAUGUUAGGCUUAUUUCAUGUAUAGCUACUUCCGACUGCAUCUGUAUGAAAAUACCAAAACUACAUGCUGGGGGGGUGGGAAAGGGAGGGGCUGGGAAGGGAUGGGUUGGGGAGGGGGGUGAUCCCAGUCUGAGGCUCCCGGGGAUGAGAUAAGAGUCUGGAGACGGGCAUGGGUUCUUGGAGAGUGGCAUGAGCUGGCUCUGCCCUGGGAGCCCGGUCUGAGGGGGACGUUGUUGGAGCCCCCAGUGUUGGGGGUGGUUAUGGGAGGGGGUGGGGUGAGGGAAAUAAGGGAGAAUGAAGGAGAAAACUGAGCCCUAGUUUCACCGUGUUCAUUUAGAAGGACGAGCCGGGUCCUCAGGGGGAGGUUCCAGGACUCUGCCCUUGGCGUUGAGGGUUGGGGGGCGGGGGGCCUCCUCCCUUCCUCUCAGCCCCCUUCCCCAGGGGCUGUGCUUCCAUGCUCCUAGCCUCCCACCUUCGCUCAGGACAUGUUAUAACUUAGGCUAAACUGUGAAAAUUCCGAUGGGGAUGGCCUGGGCCGAGCUCUCCAGGCAGGCGGCCCUGCCCCCAGCCCUGUCCAUCCAUUUCAGGGGGCAGCUGGGCCCUUCUCCGGCUGUGUCUGGCCACCCAGGGCAGGGGCUGGGGCCAGCGGCCUUCCAGCUUUGGCCCCUGCACCUCUUCUCAAUGCACUUUAAUAAUGUAACAUAUUACUAAUAAACGAGCUAUUUAUUUA